Molecule: messenger RNA, 637 nt
Organism: Ruditapes philippinarum (Manila clam)
Lineage: Eukaryota; Metazoa; Mollusca; Bivalvia; Venerida; Veneridae
Exons: 7
Coding region: 71-637 (188 amino acids)
Molecular function (GO): metallopeptidase activity
Source: RefSeq, a predicted model, not a curated record
AAGUUCAGUAUUCCUACAAAAUCAUAUUUAAGUUAACAUUUGCCCGCAAUCAUCCGAGGAGAAUCCAGGCAUGAACUUGAUCCCACUAGCAAUUGGCAUAAUAGCCAUUUUUGUGCAACUACUCGUUCAAGAUGUGCAAGCAGAUGUCGGAGUUCGUGCCAGCUCACCUUUGGAAAUUGAACUAUUAACGAUAGCUGACUAUGCUGCCUUUAAUAAAUUUUACAAGCUGACGCCGACCACACUGUCACAUUCGAAAAGAGUUGAGAUGGCCAAACAAAACUUGACGACUUGGUAUACGACAAUGAUACAUUCUACAAAUCUCGUAUACAAAGGCCUGGAAGAUCAUAACAUAUUUAUUUCUAUAAAGCUGGUUGACUUCCGGAUAAUGACCACGGAGGCCGAUUCACCAUGGACAGAAACAACAAAGUUCCAAGUAGACUCAACUUAUUAUGUCGACUCUGAUGAUGUACAUCCAUUAUUUAAAGCCACGUCCCUCGAAUAUCAGAAAACUGUCCCUCACGACCAUGCUAUGCUUUUUACUGGGUAUGAAUUGAGACAUGGUCCACAUGGAUCAAACUAUGCAGGUAAUGCUUAUAUAGCGGCAGAAUGUAAAUCUAAGGAGUCAGAUCAUUGUUGA